Molecule: messenger RNA, 6165 nt
Organism: Anoplopoma fimbria (sablefish)
Lineage: Eukaryota; Metazoa; Chordata; Actinopteri; Perciformes; Anoplopomatidae
Gene: cacna1db
Product: calcium channel, voltage-dependent, L type, alpha 1D subunit, b
Biological process (GO): calcium ion import across plasma membrane
Cellular component (GO): voltage-gated calcium channel complex; membrane
Molecular function (GO): high voltage-gated calcium channel activity
Source: RefSeq, a predicted model, not a curated record
AUGGCUUUGUUUUUUGCUGUCUGCCUCUUGCUUUCAGGUGCUUUGCUCUGUUGUCAUGACAUCUCUGUCACUGCUCUCCUCUCACUCUCUUUCCCGUUUCCCUCUUCCAUCAGGUUGUUCAGUGUGGUUCUGGAGAUGAUAACCAAAGACGCUGACUCUGGCGGCCAGUCUGGAGGCAAACCCGGGGGGUUUGAUGUCAAGGCCCUCCGAGCUUUUCGCGUGCUUCGUCCCCUUCGCCUUGUCUCUGGAGUUCCUAGUUUACAGGUGGUUUUAAACUCCAUUAUUAAAGCCAUGGUUCCUCUGCUUCACAUCGCUCUGCUGGUCCUCUUUGUCAUUAUCAUCUACGCCAUCAUCGGCCUGGAGCUCUUCAUUGGCAAAAUGCAUGCAACAUGCUACGUGAUACCAGUUACAGGUGCCCUCGCGGAAGAAGAGCCCACGCCGUGUGCGGUUUCAGGUCACGGCCGCCAUUGUCUGCUCAAUGGUACGUCUUGCAGAGAGGGCUGGCAAGGCCCCAACAACGGCAUCACCAACUUCGACAACUUUUUGUUUGCCAUGCUCACUGUGUUCCAGUGCAUCACCAUGGAGGGCUGGACCGACGUUCUCUACUGGAUGAAUGAUGCAAUGGGCUUUGAGCUGCCCUGGGUCUACUUUGUCAGUCUGGUCAUCUUUGGAUCCUUCUUUGUUCUCAACUUAGUUCUGGGUGUGUUGAGCGGAGAGUUUUCCAAAGAGCGAGAGAAGGCCAAGGCUCGGGGAGAUUUCCAGAAGCUGCGUGAGAAGCAACAGUUAGAGGAAGACCUGAAAGGCUACCUGGACUGGAUCACCCAGGCUGAGGACAUCGACCCCGAGAACGAGGAGGAGGGGGACGAGGAGGGCAAGCGUAACCCGAGCAUGCCCAGUGAGACAGAAUCGGCAAACAUAGAGAAUCACAAGGGAGAGGAAAACAAAUCGCCCUGCUGUGGGCCGCUAUGUCAAAAAAUUACUAAGUCAAAGUUCAGUCGUCAGUGGCGACGGUGGAACCGUUUCUGCCGCAGAAAGUGUCGAGCAGCCGUGAAGUCUGUGACGUUUUAUUGGAUGGUCAUCAUCCUGGUGUUCCUCAACACACUCACCAUUGCCUCUGAGCACUACAACCAGCCGGACUGGCUCACCGAAGUACAGGACGUAGCCAACAAAGUUCUCCUGGCGAUGUUCACCUUGGAGAUGCUAGUGAAGAUGUACAGUCUGGGGCUGCAGGCGUACUUCGUGUCCUUGUUUAACCGCUUUGACUGUUUCGUGGUGUGCGGAGGCAUCGUAGAGACCAUCCUGGUGGAGCUGGCCAUCAUGUCUCCGCUGGGCAUCUCUGUUUUCCGUUGCGUACGACUCCUUAGGAUCUUCAAGGUUACACGUCAUUGGGCGUCCCUCAGUAACCUCGUGGCCUCUCUGCUCAACUCCAUGAAGUCCAUCGCCUCCCUGUUGCUGCUGCUCUUCCUUUUCAUCAUCAUUUUCUCCCUGCUCGGCAUGCAGCUUUUUGGGGGCAAGUUUAAUUUUGACGAGACUGUGACCAAAAGGAGCACGUUUGAUAACUUCCCCCAGGCCCUGCUCACUGUGUUCCAGAUUUUGACAGGAGAAGACUGGAACACGGUGAUGUAUGAUGGUAUCAUGGCGUACGGCGGUCCGGCCUCCUCUGGGAUGGUGGUCUGCAUUUACUUCAUCAUCCUCUUCAUCUGUGGAAACUACAUCCUGCUAAACGUCUUCUUGGCCAUUGCCGUUGACAACCUGGCAGACGCGGAGAGCCUCAACACAGCACAGAAGGAGGAAGAGGAGGCCAAGAAGAGAAAGAAUAGUGCCAAGGAUAUGAACACUGAUAAGAAGAGAGUUGAAAUAAUGGACGUCAAGGAUGGAGAGAUCAAGGUGCCAGCAGAGGUCUUGCUGGAGGAAGACAAGGAGUCGUAUUCUGCCAUCGACUCUCCAGCUUGUGAUGAUGACGACGAUAACGGCAUUCUCCCAGACGUCCCGCCAGGUCCCCGUCCUCAGAGGCUGUCUGAACUCACCAUCAAAGAAAAGACUCCGCCCAUCCCGACGGGCAGCGCCUUUUUCAUCUUCAGCAGCACUAACCCGUUUCGUGUGUUCUGCCAUAAGCUGAUCAACCAUCAGAUCUUCACCAACCUAAUCCUGGUCUUCAUCAUGCUCAGCUCCGUCUCUCUGGCUGCUGAGGACCCAAUACGUAACUUCUCUGCUCGCAACAUCAUACUUGGUUAUUUUGACUAUGCUUUCACCGCAAUCUUUACUGUUGAGAUCCUGUUGAAGAUCCUAGGCUAUGCAGACUAUGUCUUCACUAGUAUGUUUACAUUUGAGAUCCUUAUUAAGAUGACAGCGUUUGGAGCGUUCCUUCACAAAGGGGCGUUUUGUAGAAACUACUUCAACCUAUUAGACCUGCUGGUCGUUGGUGUGUCUCUGGUCUCCUUUGGCAUCCAGUCCUCUGCUAUUUCAGUGGUGAAGAUUCUCCGUGUUUUGAGAGUCCUCCGUCCGCUCAGGGCCAUCAACAGAGCCAAGGGACUGAAGCAUGUGGUCCAGUGUGUUUUUGUGGCCAUCAGGACCAUCGGCAACAUCAUGAUUGUCACCACGCUGCUGCAGUUCAUGUUCGCUUGUAUCGGAGUGCAGCUCUUCAAGGGGAAAUUUUAUCGCUGCACAGAUGAUGCCAAGUCCAGUCCAGAAGACUGCAAGGGUACCUACAUUCUCUACAACAACGGGGACACGGCGCUACCCAUGGUGAAGGACAGGAUCUGGUACAACAGCGACUUCAACUUUGACAACGUCCUCAUGGCCAUGAUGGCUCUUUUUACUGUCUCCACAUUUGAAGGGUGGCCCACUCUACUCUACAAGGCCAUCGACUCUAACAGAGAGAACAUGGGUCCCAUCUACAACUACCGCAUCGAGAUCUCCAUUUUCUUCAUCAUCUACAUCAUCAUCAUCGCCUUCUUCAUGAUGAACAUCUUCGUUGGUUUCGUUAUCGUGACCUUUCAGGAGCAGGGCGAGAAGGAGUACAAGAACUGCGAGCUGGACAAGAACCAGCGUCAGUGUGUGGAAUAUGCUCUUAAAGCUCGUCCUCUGCGGCGCUACAUCCCCAAAAACCCUUACCAGUACAAGUUCUGGUAUGUGGUCAACUCUACUGGCUUUGAGUACGUCAUGUUUGUCCUGAUCAUCCUCAACACCUUGUGUCUGGCCAUUCAGCACCACGGUCAGUCUCAUCUGUUUAACUAUGCCAUGGACAUCCUCAACAUGGUCUUCACGGGUGUUUUCACUGUGGAGAUGAUCCUCAAGCUCAUCGCCUUCAAACCCAGAGGCUAUGUCGGGGACGCCUGGAACGUCUUCGAUGCCCUGGUCGUGAUUGGCAGUGUAGUCGACAUCAUACUCAGCCAGAACUAUUUUGCUGAUGCAUGGAACACGUUUGAUGCCUUAAUUGUUGUGGGUAGCGUGGUUGACAUUGCCAUCACUGAGAUCAAUUCAGCAGCCAUUCCUGUCGUCAAGGUGAUAGUGGAGCCAGGGAACACAGAGGACAGCGCUCGCAUCUCCAUCACCUUCUUCCGCCUGUUCAGAGUGAUGCGAUUGGUCAAACUUCUGAGCAGGGGGGAGGGCAUCAGGACUCUGCUGUGGACCUUCAUCAAGUCUUUCCAGGCUCUUCCCUACGUUGCACUCCUGAUAGCAAUGCUGUUCUUCAUCUAUGCUGUAAUUGGGAUGCAGGUGUUUGGGAAAAUAGCCAUGGUGGAUGGAACACAAAUCAACCGUAACAACAACUUUCAAACCUUUCCUCAAGCUGUCCUGAUGCUCUUCAGGUGUGCCACAGGUGAGGCCUGGCAGGAGAUCAUGCUGGCAUGUCUGCCAGGGAAGUUGUGCGACUCCGAGUCGGACUACAACCCCGGAGAGGAGAGAACUUGCGGCAGUGGCUUCGCCAUCAUCUACUUUAUCACCUUCUACAUGCUCUGUGCUUUCCUGAUCAUCAACCUGUUUGUUGCUGUCAUCAUGGAUAACUUUGACUAUCUGACCCGCGAUUGGUCCAUUCUUGGGCCGCAUCACCUUGAUGAGUUUAAAAGGAUCUGGUCCGAAUACGACCCUGAAGCAAAGGGCCGGAUAAAGCACCUCGAUGUGGUGACUCUUCUGAGGAGGAUCCAGCCUCCACUGGGCUUUGGCAAGCUCUGCCCUCACAGAGUGGCCUGUAAGCGUCUGGUAGCGAUGAACAUGCCCCUCAACAGCGAUGGGACAGUCAUGUUCAAUGCCACCUUGUUUGCUCUGGUCCGCACCGCUCUCAAGAUUAAGACUGAGGGUAAUCUGGAGCAGGCCAAUGAGGAGCUUAGAGCUGUGAUUAAGAAGAUCUGGAAGAGGACCAGCAUGAAGCUGCUGGACCAAGUAGUGCCCCCUGCAGGCGAUGACGAGGUAACAGUGGGGAAGUUCUAUGCCACCUUCCUGAUACAGGACUACUUCAGGAAGUUCAAGAGGCGCAAAGAGCAAGGUCUUGUAGGAAGGCGCUCGUGGGAGAGGCUGAACACAACCAUGGCUCUACAGGCAGGCCUGCGGACGCUGCAUGACAUUGGACCAGAGAUCCGUCGAGCCAUAUCAUGCGACCUGCAGGAGGCGGGGCUAGUAGAGGCUAACGGAGAGGAAGAAGAGGAAAUCUACAGGCGUAACGGUGGUCUCUUUGGUAACCAUGUCAGUGCUGAUCAGCAAGGCUACUUUCACCCGACCACUGUCACCCAACGGCCGCUACAGAUCCUUCCCUUCUCCUCUAGUGCCUCGAAUGAACCCACCCAAACAGGCAGGACAGCCAGCGAGGCCGACGGAGGAGAGGAGACGGAGAUGAACUCUUCACCCAUCCAGUAUAACCAUCACUAUCACACCCCUCAUCCACAUAACUAUCCUCACUGUGUUCCCGCUUGCCAUCAAUCGCCAAUACCCUCCAAUGCCAACCUCAACAAUGCCAACGUGCCCUCACUUCUCUCCAUGACCAACGGGAGGCAGCAGAAGUGUUUGUUAAGGGGAGACCGUCCGUCCUCCACCAAAAAUGGCUCAUCAGCGUCCACUCACAGGAAAGGAGUACACGACAGGCUUUGGAAGUCGCACUCCACAAGGACACGCUACUAUGAGGCCUACAUUAGGUCAGAAACGGGCGGUGGGCUUUACUCCACCAUUCGUCGAGAGGAGCCGGGGGGUGGAGACAGCGAUGAUGAGAGAGGCUCGGGAGAGUACUUCAGCGGGGAGGAGUUUCACGAAGACGGCAUCAUGCUCACAAAGGACAGGUUGUCCAACAAAGACGACCAUGAUGCAGAGGUAGACUUUGACCUUGGGGUUUCCAGGAGUGACCAAAAGCCUGACGGUUACUUUGAUGAUGACCAACAGCCGAUCUACCAAGAUGGCAGGCGGUCACCCAGGAGGUGGCUUUUACCCUCACCUCAAGCUUCCAACAGACCAACAUUCAGUUUUGAGUGUCUUCGCAGAAGAAGUAGUCAGGAUGACGCCCCUCUCUCUCCAUCCUGCACAGCUCUUCCACUACACCUGGUGCAGCAACAGGUGAUGGCGGUGGCCGGUUUCGAUGCGAGCAGAAUUCACCGUCUGUCUCCUACACGGUCACUUUGCUCCUGGGUCACGCCCCCUGCCUCCCCCAUCAGCCGCGAGUGCUUACCAUCCUACACACCACUGAUACAGGUGGACUGGCGCAGCCCCGGCAGCGUCAGCAGCAUCCCCGGAGCAGUGAAGAGGAGUUCGUGGUACACGGACGGCCAGGACAGUCCUCACAGCCGCAGCCACUCUCCGUCACUUCUGCAGUUACCUGCUGAAUGCUGCUCACACAAACUGCAGAAGAGAGGCAGCGCCAACAGUGUGGUGGAGGCUGUGUUGAUCUCUGAGGGUCUGGGGAAAUACGCCAGGGACCCCAAGUUUGUGUCAGCGACCAAACACGUAAUCGCAGACGCCUGCGAGAUGACCAUUGAUGAGAUGGAGAGUGCCGCCAGUAACCUGCUGAACGGGAGUAUGGAUAACAGCAACACUGGGGGAACUGGGAGCGUCGGCUCGGACCCAAAUGCCACCGAGCAUCUCAGAGACUGCAGUAUCCGUGACUACAGCGACGAAGAGCCGUACGUGGCUCUGAAAUGCGAGGAGGACCUAGCAGACGAGAUGAUAUGCAUCACGUCGCUAUAG